Messenger RNA from Baudoinia panamericana UAMH 10762, 1308 nucleotides. RefSeq lists its product as uncharacterized. Gene Ontology annotation, cellular component: cytoplasm. The transcript is spliced from 2 exons. Lineage: Eukaryota; Fungi; Ascomycota; Dothideomycetes; Mycosphaerellales; Teratosphaeriaceae. The coding region runs from base 1 to 960 and encodes 319 amino acids. Gene Ontology annotation, molecular function: 2-dehydropantoate 2-reductase activity. The record is from RefSeq and is a predicted model, not a curated record. Gene Ontology annotation, biological process: pantothenate biosynthetic process.
AUGACUCGAGCACUCAUCUUCGGGACUGGCGGAGUGGGUUGCGUGUAUGCAUACAUACUCCACAAAGCCGCCGGUGUCACGGUCACCACGGUGUGCCGGACAAAUUACAAUGCUGUCAAGGAGAAUGGGAUCCUCAUCCGAUCGAAGAUCUUUGGCACGCAGCGCUUUCGUCCGAAAGCAGUACAGUCAGUCCACGAGGCGAGGCGACACGGACCUUUCGACUAUGUUGUAGUCUGCAGCAAGGCGUUUCCGGGCACGGCGGAGACGAUCGAGCCUGCUAAUGGCAUAGGAGUGGAGGACGGGUAUGCAGAACUCUAUCCCACCAACACGUUGAUCUCCGGCGUGGUGUACCUUCCAGUGACGCAAUGUGAGCCGGGCGUCGUCGAGCAUGGACCGUUGGAGCGAUUCGAGAUCGGCACGUUUCCGGCCGCUUCAUGUGCAAAGCCUGAGGCGCAGGAGCAAACGCGGAUGUUUUCAGCCAUGUUCUACGCCGGGGGAGCGUCGUGUCCAGUGUUCGACGACGUCCAGCCACGGAAGUGGAUCAAAGUAGCGGUCAAUGCAGCUUGGAAUCCAGUUACAGCGCUCACUCUGUGUGACGAUGCGAACUAUCUCCGCUCGUCGCCGCGUGCGGAGACGCUGAUCCGUAAUAUCAUGCACGAGGUAGGUCUUAUUGCCGCCGCGGCAGGGUAUCCCAACGUGAUUACCGACGAGGUCAUCAACGACGACCUUCAGCGGCCAUUGAGUCGGUUAGAGACCGGUGGGAAGGAGCCAAGCAUGCUGACGGACGUUCGACACGGUCGGGCUAUGGAAGUUGAGGCUAUCUUGGGUAAUGCCUUGCGAAUUGGGGAGGAGCAUGGUGUGAAGACGCCGUGCUUGGAGGUGAUCUAUACGUUAGCGAAGGCGAGGAAUUACGCCCAAGCACCUGAUGAGCAUUGGAAGCCUAUUGCGAGGCAUGACUGAUCGAAAGAAAGCUGUGCCGGGCCGCUUCGGCUUCCUGGAGCCUAUAUGACUUGAGACAACCAAGUCUUACAUCUUUGUACAGCUGGCUCCGCAUACACAUAGACUUAGAACUCCGCAAAGGCACUGAGUGCGAACAACGUGCCAAAGCUGAGCUUGAAGGCGACAUUGUCCUGCACGGCACUUCGCAAAUCAACGCCUUUCACGUAGCCUUGUAGCUGCCGGUACGCUAUUAGGUGAAUGCCGUAGCUCUCUGCUGCUUGCACGCCGACGACAAGUAAGCCAAGGAGCAGCGCCAGAGGUCGUGAGAAGAGCGAUACACCAAGCCCUGCUACCAGACCUACACUACGU